AUGGCUUGCCUUUGGAAGCAACAUCAGUUAUACUGGCGUAAUCCUACUUAUACUGCAGUCAGAUUUCUCUUUACAGUAUUCAUCGCGUUGGGCAUGGGGACAAUGUUCUGGGAUCUUGGUACUAAAGUAGGUAAGAGCCAAGAUCUAUUUAAUGAUAUGGGAUCAAUGUAUGCUCAUAUACUCUUCCUUGGUCUUCAACAUACAUCAGCAGCGAUUCCUGUUGUAGCAGUUGUUUUCAUUGAAAUUCCAUAUAUCUUUGUGCAAGCUGUUUUCUAUGGUGUCAUUGUCUAUGCUAUGAUUGGAUUUAAAUGUACAAUAACCAAGUUCUUUCGGUACUUGUUCGUCAUGUUUUUCACUCUUUUAUACUUCACCUUCAAAGCUAUGAUGUCCAUUGCUGUUGCGCCAAAUCAAAAUAUCGCACAUAUUGUGUCUCUUUUCUUCUAUGCAAUGUGGAAUCUUUUCUCAGGAUUUAUUGUUCCACGACCACAUAAUACACAAGGAGUAUCAUAUUAUGUAACUGAAUUAUCGCUUUUGACAAAUAUUCUUAUGCCGCUUAUGCAAAAUCGUGUGCUGUUGUAUACCCUCCCCUUUGAUGGGUCGUAUACGGCUCAACAAAUUUGGUAG
Capsicum annuum is the source of this 624-nucleotide messenger RNA. Its product is annotated as pleiotropic drug resistance protein 1-like. Gene Ontology annotation, molecular function: ABC-type transporter activity. The record is from RefSeq and is a predicted model, not a curated record. Gene Ontology annotation, cellular component: membrane. NCBI's taxonomy places the organism in Eukaryota, Viridiplantae, Streptophyta, Magnoliopsida, Solanales, Solanaceae. The coding region runs from base 1 to 624 and encodes 207 amino acids. The transcript is spliced from 4 exons.